AUGCCUCCUCCCGUACAAGUCGCAUAUAAGAGGAUCGGCAAACCAACAGUAGGCGAAAACGGUUAUGUUGAUUUCCAACCCGGGAAAACCGAAGUCCUCCCCAAAGGCUGGAACGGCUUCAACGCGAAACCAUUGAUAAGUGACAUUAGGGUCGAACAUGAUGUCGAAAUCGUGGUCCGCGAUGGCGCCCGACUCUAUGUUGAUAUAUAUCGCCCGGCAGACACAACCGAGAAGGUCCCCGCAGUCCUGAGCUGGUCAUUCUACGGCAAGAAAUACAGUGCAUUGGAUAUGUUACCAAUGUGCGUGUGGAAUUGCUGUGUUCCGCGCUCUGACCUAAGCGGCCUGGAAAAGUUCGAGGGACUGGACCCCCAAUCAUGGUGCCCGAAGGGUUACGCGAUCGUGAGUGUGGACACACGUGGCGCUGGUAAUAGCGACGGGCAGAUCUGUGUGAUGGGCAGUCAGGAUGCGGAAGAUGGCUACGAUGUCGUCGAGGCAAUCGCUGCCAUGGAUUGGUGUAAUGGGUCCAUUGGUAUGGCCGGUAACUCUGCGCUGGCGAUUGCUCAGUGGUUUAUCGCUGCCCAGCAGCCCCCGUCAUUGAAGGCAAUUGCUCCUUGGGAGGGGUUGGGCGAUCUUUAUCGCGAGCAGUUCUGCCGUGGUGGGUGGUUUUUCAUGAGCAAUUUUGAUCUCAUUGCUCAGAGGAUCGUUCGAGGACCAGAGAAUUCCGGACUGGAGGAUUAUGAGGAAAUGUACCGCCGAUCGCCUGUUUCGAAUGCUUUCUGGGCCGACAAGCGAGUAGAUAUGACGAAGAUUCAGUGUCCAGCUUAUAUUCGUGGUUCGGAUGUGAGCUCGAUUCAUACCAUGGGUUCCGUUCGUGGCUAUCUCGAAAUCCCACACGACAAGAAGUGGAUCCAUUGGGGAAGCAAGCAGGAGUGGUACGAGCUGUAUAGUGAGCCUGAGUCAAUGGAAGAACUCACUGUCUUCUUUGAUCGCUAUCUCAAAGGCAUCGAGAAUGGCUGGGAAAAGACUCCUAAAGUUCGUUGGUCUGCUUUGCAAUUUGGCGACCGUGAGGCCAUCGACAACAUCGUUCUAGAGGACUUCCCUGUUCCGUCAACAGAGUACCGGAACUUAUACCUCGGGGGCAACCAGCAGCUUCUAAGAACAGCUACCACCGACUAUUCCACUGUCUCAUAUGAUUCCGAGAGCAGAGCCAGCAUUGCCGAGUUCAAUUAUACCUUCGAGAAACCUUCACGCUUAAUUGGAUUGCCAAAAGCAAUCCUAUACGUGUCCGCCGAGGAGCAGGAUGACUUUACGGUGUUCGUCAUUCUACGCAAGAAAGAUAAGGAUGGAAAAGCAUUGAUGCACCUCAACUUCCCGUUCCACGCUACACCUGUUAAGUCAAUUACCGAAAUCCCUGAAAAGGACCAAGCGAGUCUGAAUCUACACCUAGGAUCCGUUGGAAUCCUCCGUGCCUCUCAUCGUGCGAUUGACUCGACGAAGAGUAUACACCCGCAAUUUCCCUUCCAUCCACAUUUGAAGCAGGAGAAGAUAGAGCCAGGGACGGUCACGAAGCUCGAAAUCGGUAUCUGGGCAAUGGGGGUAGACUUCGAUGCUGGAGAGUCUAUUAGUUUGCAGAUUGGCGGCCAGUAUCCUAGCAUUGCGAAGGAUAUUACAUCCUUCUCCAAGCCCCGUCCGGCGUAUGAGCUUAAUAAAGGGAAGCACACUGUCCAUUUUGGUGGAGAGUAUCCCAGCAGUGUUAUCCUUCCAUUUAUUUGA
This is a messenger RNA of Aspergillus oryzae RIB40, 1773 nucleotides long. Its product is annotated as CocE/NonD family hydrolase. Gene Ontology annotation, molecular function: dipeptidyl-peptidase activity. The transcript is spliced from 2 exons. The record is from RefSeq and is a predicted model, not a curated record. Lineage: Eukaryota; Fungi; Ascomycota; Eurotiomycetes; Eurotiales; Aspergillaceae. The coding region runs from base 1 to 1773 and encodes 590 amino acids.